UACGCGUGGACUUCCGGACACGCCGCCUCCCUCACGGGCGCGAGCUGUACUACUACGACCAACUUCUUCCCACCGAGUUGUCGUCGUCUUCGGUCACUCAGUGUGGACUUUUACGCGGACCAACUCGUGGCAUUUGUUGAACCCUCACCUCUUAGGAGACCAUGUAUAUUUUGGAAAGAGGCAUGGAGUGUCUGCCCCAAGUCUUCUCCUACUUCGACGACGACUUCUGCCAAAGUUUGGUGAAGGACCUCCAGUCGUCCCCCGUGAAGGCGGGCCUCUCCAAGGGCGACCAGCUCAGCUUCGUGUCCGACAUCCUCCUGGAGGACCAUGACAUGCAGCUCAACUGGAACUGCGGCUUCCUCCACUCAGAUGAUGAUGAUGAUGAUGAUGAUGGCGGCGGGGGGCGUCGCCGCCGGCCCUCGGAGGAGGAGAGCGGCGAGGACGGCCUGUGGCGGUGCCUGGCGUCGGACAAGCCGGCGUCGGCUGCGCUGGGCUCCAGUCCGCUGCUGUCGGACAUGGACACCGCUAUCUUCGAGGGGCUCGCCGGCUCCACGCUGGACUGCCACGACCUGUUGGACAGCCGGGAGAGCGGCGAGGCACCUUCCGACUACUGCUCCACCGGAGGAGAGAUGUCCACGUACUCGUCCAGCGACUCCGAAGAGGAGAUCGACGUGGUGACGGUGGGGCACUGCCCCUCCAGACGGCGACGGGGGGAGGAGGAGGAGCGUCUCGCUCUCCAGCGCCACCUCCGCUUCGACAUCCAGCUGCAGCACAACUACGCCGCACCUCCUCCGGCCUCCCCGCCGCCUUCCUCGCCCACGAAGCAAUCCCGCCGCCGUUACCGCCACCGCUACCGCCCGUCACGGAAUUUGGCAGAGACGGAGGACGAACGGGAGCGGCGUCGGACUCACAACGUGAUGGAACGGCAGCGGCGCAACGAGAUGAAGAACUACUUUGCGCGCCUUCGCGACAGCGUACCCGAGUUGUCCCGCAACGACAAGGCCUCCAAGGUGGUCAUCCUGAAGAAGGCCAGAGACUGCAUCCGCGCCCUGGAGGAGCACGCCCGUCGGCUGCGGACCGAGCGGGACGGGCUGCGAGCCGAGCGGGAGGAGCUCAAAACGCGACUGCGCCGCCUCCGGACGUCAGCCCGCUUGUGAAAAAGGAUGGAGAGACUUUUGAGUUUUGCUUUCAGCAAUGAGGGCGGACGGUUUAGGUUGACAAGUGACAUGUUGACGUUGUUGUGAUUCAGGACUUGACGUGUCGGCGAAACUUCAAGACAGAAGCUACCCUACUUACCAACAUUCAAACAUACAAAGGGACUGCUGCGUUAGUUAAUAUUUUUGUUGGCAAUACUUCCGCAAGUCCGAAUUUUUUUUUUUUUUAGGUUUCUCCUUCCCGAGAGAGAAGGGUGCUCGUCCAGACGGAAGGUUCUUGUUGCGAAGAGGGGGAAAAAAAAAAAAAUUGUAGUCCUGAGAGAGAGGUGGGUACCAGUCCAGCGGGAAGGGUUAGCAUCGACAUUUCUAGUCCAGAGAGAAGAGGGUUUCUCGUUCUGGAGAGAGGUGGGUACUACUCCAGGGGGAAGGUGCUCAUCAGGAGAUUUCUAUUUCAGAGAGAGCUUUCUUGUCUCCCGAGAGAGAGAACGUUUCUUGUCUUCUGCGGUUUCUUGCAUAAAAGACAAAGGGUUCCUCGUCCUGAGAGAGGUGGUACUAGUCGAGAGGAAAGGUUCUCUCUGUGGGAAUUUCUUGGACCGGGAGGGGUUUCUCAUCCCUAAAGAGAGUCGCUUUCUUGUCUGUAGAAAGGGAAGAGUUCCUCGGCUGUGGAGACAGAAGGGUUUUCCGUCCCGAGGGAAGGUUUUUGUCAGAUCUCCAGUACCGCGAAAGAAUGUUUCUUGUCCCUGGAGAUCGAAGUGUUCCUCGUCCCGGGAGAGGGCAGGAUUUCAUUGUGAGCUUCCUGGUCCUGAGGAGGGCGUUUUUGUCCAGAGCUAGUACAAAGUGCAAUCACCAAUUGCAACUUAAAGGAAGCAAAUGCAGUUCAUGCGUAAAAGGCAGUAAGUACUGACUUUUCAUUUGAAAAUGCUUGUCAAUAUCGCGAAUUGCCAAGGACGCGCGUUGUACGUCUCCGUUGUUCUGCUUGACUAUCGGGUCGGUCGUGCACGGUCACAAAGUGCAAAGAACUCAACAGUUGCGAUUUCCCUGGUUGCCGAGUUCGUCGUCGUCGUCGUCGUUGUUUUUCUUCUGUUUCAUGCAUUCUUCUUCUGAGCUAGUGUUCCCGAAGCAAACGCCAAGUGUCAAAUAUGGCAGGUCCUCGUAGCGUAUGAUGCAAUUUUCCAGUUUCAAACGAUGCCUUCGUUUGUUCAUAACAGACGGUACGGUACGCUUUGCGCCCAAUUGUGUUUUGCUGAAAUCAGCCGGUUUUUAGUGUGCGGCCCUCAUCCCGACUUGUCUAAUCUUCGUCACUCGUGUGCUGUCGUCUUCGUGACGCUGCCUCAUCAAUGUUUUAGAUUUAGUAUUGACAAUUUGUCUUUUUGGACUGUUAAAACAAUUGAAUUAAACGCGUAAUGCCUCGAAACAAAGUGCUUUUGUCCUAAAUGAUGCGCACCUAUUCAGUGCUGUAAUAAAAGCACUUCCUCCCUUC
This is a messenger RNA of Phycodurus eques (leafy seadragon), 2634 nucleotides long. Its product is annotated as transcriptional regulator Myc-like. NCBI's taxonomy places the organism in Eukaryota, Metazoa, Chordata, Actinopteri, Syngnathiformes, Syngnathidae. The record is from RefSeq and is a predicted model, not a curated record. The coding region runs from base 162 to 1157 and encodes 331 amino acids. Gene Ontology annotation, molecular function: RNA polymerase II cis-regulatory region sequence-specific DNA binding; protein dimerization activity; DNA-binding transcription factor activity, RNA polymerase II-specific. Gene Ontology annotation, biological process: positive regulation of cell population proliferation; regulation of transcription by RNA polymerase II. The transcript has 3 exons.